GGCGAGCAGCAUGGAGACACUUUUGCGGCAGACACGACAAAUCGAGGUGCCGUCAAGAGGUUCCAGCGCGGCCAAGAAGGCGAAAUCUACAGCGGAUCCUUAUGAGAACAAGUUGGUGGCAUUCUAUCGAGAAGAGGAAGACUGGUUGAGUGGGAACGAGUACUACGGCGCGACCAUCCUUGUGGGGCUCGUGCAACGCAAGAUGAUCUCAAAUCGUUUCACGUAUCUCCUUCAAUGGGUCCCAUUGCCCGGUGAUUGUCUGAUGGCGUUUGAUCCGACGAAUACGAUCCACGUCAACACCAACUUGAUUAACUACGUCGAGUUGCAUCCGAAAGUCGACCUGCUCACGCUGGCCCAGGGGCGCGAAAUGUUUUACAGCUUGGGCAUCCAGCAUGUCGACCCGUCGAUCAUCGUCCGCAGCGCCAUUUCCCCCGAGACUCAGCAUUGGUCGGUCGAAAUCCCAUGGGAAGUCGAGGCGGACGCGCUGUAUUGGGAACACGACGCCAUGCACUUGCAUGCGCAGCAGACGUCGAAUCUCCAAGCGCCAUCGAUCCAACUGAAGCCAUUGCAACCGACUUCCAACAUGAACUAUCCACCUCAACUACCUACCCUUCUUCCUCCAUUGUCUAGCGACGCUCCCACCACCAUGCAGUUAAGGACUCGAGACCACGCAACGCUGUUUGAGCAUUCCGCGGUCGCCAGCUUUCUCAGGUACCUACCCUUGGCGCUAUGGGCGGAUGUAUUGAGUGCAACCAACAUCCAUGGCUUGUCCACAGGCGCCAUCACAUCUGCGACGACGUUCAACAUGGCCGAGCUGAUGGCGUAUUGGGGUAUUCUCCUACACAUGAGCGUCCACGCUAGACACGAGCGAGUAUGUGACUAUUGGGCUCACAAACCACCACCACCACCUCAUACUACAACUAGCAGCAGCACACAUCCCUUCCCCACAUCUCAGAGCUCAGACGACGUCACAGCGUCGUUGGCGUCGUCGGGGGUAUCGUACCCUCGCUUUGAACUCUUGCAUCAGUGCCUUCGCUGCACAAAAUUCCGCGAGCCGUCGGAUGCGCUGUCGGCGCUCCGCCCUCUGGUGCGGACACUGCAACUCCAAUGCGCUACAACGGUGGUGCCUGGUCGACAUGUGUUUGUGGCCGUGGAGCUGCACGUCGUGGCGGACGGCAAGCCCGUGCAGGUCGUAUCGUGUACGUCAUCGUCGGGUGUGGUCAUUGCGUUCAAAGUGGCCGUGGCGUCCUCCGCCCUCGUCCAGAACGUCGUGGAAGUCGUACACUCGUUGCACCAUUCCCAUCGCAUUGUGCAUGUGCACUCGCCCCUCAUCAGCGUCGACCUUGUCGAGGCUCUUCGAACCCACGGACUGUACUGUCGAGCGUCGACAUGUGUCCCCACGCGACUGUUUGAUCCGGCGGCAGCACCCGUCGUCACAGCGUCGCAUGAAACGCGGCCGACGAUAGUGUGGGCACACACGAGGUCUGCAUCGCCGAAUCUGGUCGUCGCGACCGAGUGGCGGGCGAAUCGGUUGAGUUUGGGGCUGUUGACCAAUGUAGACACCCCUACGACCGGUCUGCUGCUGCCACCCAUGGUCACGACGCACCUGUCAAUGCAAAAACGUCGUCGCAGGCUGCGCGAAUGGUGCUCGUUCGCUGCCAAACAAAGCACUUUCUCUGACGACUCUACUUCGUGGGCGCGUACGAUGCUGCUAUACUUGAUGGACGUAGCGCGUGUGAAUGCCUACCUUGUGCGGAACCAUGUGCGUGAACAAGAAGAGUCUAUGUGGGUAUUCACGCGAGCGUUGUCAACCGAGCUCAUCCGCGGCGACUGGCAGUACGCCCCGCCCGAGGGACGACCCCCUCCCCCGGUGCUGGAAGAGCCAGCGUCGCAGCUCCCCGCUGUCCUCCGUCCGUGCGUGCCCCGUCGGUCGCGCGAUGUGUUUGCAAUGAAGCGCCCGGGGGGCAAAGACACGCGAUGCAAGACCCGGCAGUGCGUCGUGUGUCGAUGGGAAUCCACGUCGAAAAAGAAGAGUGUGACAGAAGUGACCGACUACUGCGACGUCCACGACGUGUGCCUGUGCAGCUGCGUGCGCCAAAACUACACCCCCGCCGCGUACAUGUGUCCGACAGUGUCGUGGACGUGCUGGGAAAAGUUUCACCAGUUUUACUUGCCGCAGCAGCUGUUCGUCAAAGGUGCGCGCAUCCAACGGCGCCAUCCUCUGUACAAACUCCGCCAUGCCAACAACAAUACCAACACUAGCAAUAACAAGCUGGUCGCAUCUCGAGGGGCUGACGACGAAAACGAAUCGGAUGACGAACACUGGGAAUCGACGACAAGGAACACUGGAAUGGACGGCCAGGCUGCGAACACCACCAAACGGACGCCGACGCCGCCACCAAGUGCCGCAGACACAUCGACGACACACAUAUCGGUUACGUCCACGUUGUUGAAUGUGACGCUUCCACCAUCCAAGACUCGAUUGGAGAGCACGAUAUAACUUCUAACGUUAUGUAACGUAAGUUCCAAUUUCAGCGACAUAUUUUGGUAAGUUAUCGCUGAAAUGGGUUUUGACUUCUGAAAACUAAAGAUAAUUCAACAGGAUUUCCC
Aphanomyces astaci is the source of this 2610-nucleotide messenger RNA. RefSeq lists its product as hypothetical. Lineage: Eukaryota; Oomycota; Saprolegniomycetes; Saprolegniales; Verrucalvaceae. Bases 11 to 2500 code for a protein of 829 amino acids. The transcript is spliced from 4 exons. The record is from RefSeq and is a predicted model, not a curated record.